Molecule: messenger RNA, 2048 nt
Organism: Mytilus trossulus (common blue mussel)
Lineage: Eukaryota; Metazoa; Mollusca; Bivalvia; Mytilida; Mytilidae
Product: fatty acyl-CoA hydrolase precursor, medium chain-like
Exons: 3
Coding region: 173-1951 (592 amino acids)
Source: RefSeq, a predicted model, not a curated record
UGUACUGUGCUAUAGAGUUCGGACUUUCUUUUACUGUGCCAUUAGUGUUGUUGUUCAUCCGUAUCCAUUGAAUUACCUGUACAAUUUUGACAAUAAAAUAAAUAAAAAUCCUAAAGUAAAUUUAUUGCUUAUUUUGAAUCACGACCCGUAGACAUAACCAUUUGAAGAGACCAUGAUGAAUUCAGUAAAGUUAACAGUUCUACUACAUGUAUUAUUACCAGUUUUCUCUCAAGAUUUACAAGAAGUAACAAUUAGUACUCCACUUGGUGGACUUCUCGGUUUACGUCGGAGGUUAUCGAGUGACGAUGUUUAUGAAUUCAAGAACAUACCGUUUGCUAAAGCACCUGUCGAUAAUUUACGUUUCGAGAAACCACAGCCGUAUGGAUCAUGGGAUAAUACAUUAGAUGCUAGAUACUUUGGUCCGUCAUGUUUUCAAGACAUGUCCAGAUCCAAUUUGAAAAAUAAAAAUAUCUCCGAAGAUUGUCUUUUUCUAAAUAUAUAUAUUCCUCAUCACAUUUCAACCGUUAAUACAAAAUCUGUGAUGGUAUGGAUCCAUGGCGGGGGUAAUUUCGUCGGACAAACACAACUUUACGACGCAGCAUAUUUAGCCUUGGCAGGAGAUGUUAUAGUUGUUACUAUUCAAUACCGUUUAAAUAUUUUUGGUUUCUUUGCAACCGGCAAUAGUAAAGGAAAUUAUGCGUUAUGGGACCAGAUUUUGGCGAUACAGUGGGUAAAAGAUAAUAUAGCCUCGUACGGUGGAAACAGUCAAUCUACCACAAUAUUUGGAGAGUCAGCUGGUGCAUUUGAUUUAGGUUUAUUAUCUAUGAUGCCGCAAAAUGAAGGACUAUAUCAAAGGAUUAUACUGCAAAGUGGACUCGCCCUCGCAGAAAACGGUUUGGGAACAACUACACACCGCUUUUCAUCACAGGUAGCAACAAAUGUGGGAUGUUCUCAAUCAGAUGCAGGGGAAUUAACGCAAUGCAUGAAAUAUGUAGACGCAAACGUUUUAUUAGCGGAACUAGGGAAGCUAAUUUCAUUAGGUUUUUUUCAAGGAGGAUCAUUUGCCCCAGUAAUUGAUGGCGAAUUGUUGCCUACUCAACCGAAAGAAUUGUUACGGGAUUCACAAUCACAAGCUUCUAGAUUUUAUAAGUCGCUGGAUAUCAUCAUUGGUGUUACAACAGGAGAGGGUUCACUUUUGUUAGAUAUAUUUCUAGCUGGUGUUCAAAAUUUUUAUAACUUUAACGCAACAGAUUAUAUACCAAAACGCAUACUUUGUAAUACUAUUGCUCAGGAUAUUGUAAAUGUUAUAUACAAUAGUAACACCGAUAUAGCCUCCCUUAUAUGUGAUAAAUAUGGUGCAACAUUAACACGUGAUCAGCUUAGUAAAAAUGUUUUAAAUGCAUAUUCAGACCCUAUAUUUUUAAUCUCCGGAGUUGAAUCCCUGCGCCUUCACACAGGUAUUGAUAGUGGCAGACAAUUUCAGUAUCUUUUCUCUAAACCAACAUAUCUUCUUCCUGUUAUACCUCGUCGUCCGGAGUGGUUUAAUGGUUCAGCGCAUGCCACCGAACUAUUCUAUUUCUUUUUCAUUGAAUCCCUCCCCACAGAACAAGAUAGAGAGCUGUCUUCAAAUUUAAUGAAAUACUGGACCAAUUUUGCCAAAACAGGAGAUGUCAAUGGUGUAAACCUACCAAAAUGGGAAGAAUAUGACACAACAACUGAACAUUACAUUAAUUUCGAUAUCAACAUUACAACUGGUCAACAAAUGUUAAAGGACCGUGUGGACUUCUGGUUGAAUGACAUCCCCAGCAUUCUAAAUCCACCCUCAUCAACACGCAGGCCAUCGAUACAAACAUCCCCUACCAAUGGCAGUCACAGGGUAUACUACCAACAAGUACUGUUGGUAGAUAGCCUUAUAUUGUUUGUUGUGUGGUGUUUCUACAAAUCAAUGUAAUUUUAGGAUCUUAAGACUUAUUAUCUUAUUUAUAAUACUCAUCUUGAAAUAUACAACUGAACAUAGAUAAAUCAAUAAAAGAUAUCAAAAAUGAAAA